UGUAUAACUCAAAAUAAUGAACUUCUCCACCAACUCUUUCUCUCUCCUAUACCAUCUCCUCCUUUUUCCCUCUCUUUCUCUCUUUGUUUUCCUCUAUCUGCCCUGCUGUGGACGACAUCAAGUGAGAAAGAUUUACUGAAUUUUUAUUGGGUAAUUUACAAGACAGCAUCAGCUAAGUGACUGUCCUGCCUUUUUCAAACUAGUUGCUAUACUGUGUUCAGUGUGUUGCAAUGAGCUCAGUGCUCAUGUCACCCCUAUUACAUACAAGACUGUAUCUUCCACUGGUAACACCCAGAUUGAGGAGAUUAUCCCUGUGCACCAUGGCCAAAACUGCAGUUGAUGAGACUUCCAACUCAGGUGCUUUCAUUCGAUCUCCUUCAACGUUCCGUAAUUUUAUUUCAAGAGAUCAAGGAGCAGCCUUUCCGCCCGAGUCUGGAAGAUAUCACUUAUAUAUAUCUUACGCUUGUCCUUGGGCAUGUAGAUGCCUUUCUUUCUUAAAGAUCAAAGGGCUUGACAAAGCGAUCAGUUUCUCGUCUGUCAAACCCAAAUGGGAAAGAACAAAGGAAGGUGAUGAACACAUGGGAUGGGUUUUUCCUGUCUCUGGUGUGGAGGAGCCUGGUGCUGCAAUUGAUCCUCUUCAUGGAUCAAAGAGUAUCAGAGAGCUUUACGAGCUUGCAAGUGCUAAUUACUCUGGAAAAUUUACAGUGCCUGUUUUUUGGGAUAAGAAACUUCAGACAAUUGUAAGCAAUGAAAGCGCAGAGAUUAUUCGCAUGUUGAACACCGAGUUCAAUGAUGUAGCAGAGAAUAAGGAUUUGGAUCUAUAUCCCGAUCAGCUGCGAACUCAAAUUGAUGAAGUUAAUGAAUGGAUAUAUGAUAGGAUCAACAACGGUGUCUACAGAUGUGGUUUCGCCACAAAGCAAGAACCAUAUGAUAAGGCUGUUGAAACACUGUAUGAAGCUCUAGACAAAUGUGAAGACAUACUUGGUAAACAUCGAUAUUUAUGUGGCAGUUCACUGACGGAAGCAGAUAUUCGGUUAUUUGUAACCCUCAUACGAUUUGAUGAGGUAUAUGCUGUUCACUUCAAAUGCAACAAGAAACUGCUGAGAGAGUACCCAAACUUGUUCAAUUACACAAAAGAGAUCUUCCAAAUUCCUGGCAUGAGCAGCACAGUGAACAUGGAUCACAUCAAGAAGCACUAUUAUGGAAGUCACCCGUCCAUUAAUCCAUAUGGAAUCAUUCCUCAUGGCCCGAAUAUUAACUUCUCUUCUCCCCAUGAUAGAGAAAGGUUUUCUUGAGAUGUUUAACAAACUGUUGAAACCUUGUCACACGGAAAAUAAAUAACAGUUCUUCUGCUUGUUUCUUUUUAAGCCUAAGUAAUAGUCUUUCCUUGUUUGUGUUACAUGUGUUUUCUCUUGUUUGAUGUAAAAUGGAUCUAUUGUGUAGUAGAGCUAUAGUUCUUGCGGAAUGUUGUGAUAAUGGCUCAUUGCUUGCGGAAAGCGAUCAAAAUCGUGUAAUGUCUUUUUUCUUUC
Messenger RNA from Beta vulgaris subsp. vulgaris (sugar beet), 1529 nucleotides. RefSeq lists its product as uncharacterized. Gene Ontology annotation, cellular component: cytoplasm. Lineage: Eukaryota; Viridiplantae; Streptophyta; Magnoliopsida; Caryophyllales; Amaranthaceae. Gene Ontology annotation, molecular function: glutathione transferase activity. The transcript is spliced from 7 exons. The record is from RefSeq and is a predicted model, not a curated record. Bases 231 to 1295 code for a protein of 354 amino acids.